Molecule: messenger RNA, 932 nt
Organism: Nestor notabilis (Kea)
Lineage: Eukaryota; Metazoa; Chordata; Aves; Psittaciformes; Psittacidae
Gene: KCNK12
Product: potassium channel, subfamily K, member 12
Exons: 2
Biological process (GO): potassium ion transmembrane transport; stabilization of membrane potential
Cellular component (GO): membrane
Molecular function (GO): potassium ion leak channel activity
Source: RefSeq, a predicted model, not a curated record
UUGAUGUAUUUGUUAGCACUCUCGUGGCUGUGAUGGGAUUUGGAAUGACCACACCAGCAACCGUGGCUGGAAAAGUAUUCCUCAUCGUUUAUGGCCUUUUUGGGUGUGCUGGGACUAUCCUUUUCUUCAACCUCUUCUUGGAGCGCAUUAUCUCUCUCCUGGCGUUUAUCAUGAAAGCGUGCCAUGAAAGACAACUGAGAAGAAGUGGUCUCCUACCUCCCAACUUCCGAAGGGGGCCAGCUAUGUCUGGGGUGGGCAGUCUUGUGGGCUGGAAGCCUUCCGUUUACCAUGUGAUGCUGAUCUUGGGAAUUUUUGCUAUUACCCUUUCCUGCUGCGCCUCUGCAAUGUACACAGCAGUGGAAGGAUGGAAUUAUGUUGACUCCUUGUACUACUGCUUUGUCACCUUCAGCACCAUCGGGUUUGGAGAUUUGGUAAGCAGCCAAAAUGCUGCGUACCAAAAUCAGGGAUUAUACAGAUUCGGAAACUUCAUAUUUAUAUUAAUGGGGGUAUGUUGCAUAUACUCUCUUUUUAAUGUCAUCUCAAUCGUAAUCAAGCAAGUUUUGAACUGGGUGUUGAAAAAAUUCGAAUGCAGAUGUUGCCCAAAGUGCCAUAAAUCAAGUGCCCGCCUUGGACGUCGCAACGCCAUCACCCCAGGAGCCCGCCUGCGCCGACACAACAUCUCAAUGGACGCUGAUGGACAGUACGACAGCGACACCGAGGGGAGGAGGCUCUCUGGAGAGAUGAUCUCCAUGAGAGAGCUCACAGCAUCCAAUAAGGUCUCCCUGGCCAUUUUGCAAAAGCAGUUGUCCGAGACGGCCAAUGGCUACCCGAGGAAUGUUUGUAUCAACACGAGACAAAACGGUUUCUCUGCAGGGGUGGGUGCUCUGGCCAUUAUGAACAACCGCUUGGCAGAAACGAGUGAUUCUAGGUAG